CCACAGUAUCACCCAACUAUGGUCGACCCCUCGGAGGCUGAGGAGCAGAACAAGUGUAAAGGUCCACAGCUCCAGACGCCAGCUGUGGCCACUGAACACCCUCGACUGCCAGCAGAAGCCGACGGCGCAACAGAAGAGGAUGGAGACGCUGGUUUUGAGACGCCACCCACUGGCAGCUCUGAGCCGAGCCCCUGCCACGCCGCCUCCCCGCCGGGGCCAGAUGCUGCCCCUCAGGGGGCAACGCCGCAGCAGCCACAGACUCAGACGGAUCCGUCGCCCAAGCUGCACCUGGACCUGUACAACUUUGACUCGCCGGUUGCAGAGGGCAGCCGCUACGUGCUGACGAGCCCCCGCUCCCUGGAGGCGUGUGCUCGAUGUGGGGUCAAACCUGUGGAGCUGCUGCCCCGCCCGCUCGCCGACUUCGCCCGAGAGGCUCCCGGACGCUCCAUGCGAGUCGCUACGGGGAUGUUUGAAGUCUACGAGAGGGACAGGCACGACAAACUGAGGCAGUGCCGUGAGGAGAGGGAGAGGAUUGUCAGGGAGGAGAAGCGAAGGAUUCAGCAGGCGACUGUGAACAGCAGUGGUAGUGUAUCGUCCGCCUCUUUGGAUAAAUCCUCUUCUGGCUCCAGUCAGCCUCCUAAAUCUGGGCCUGCAGUGACCUCCAGCUCAGUCCUUGAUGCUAACGCCUCCUCCAGAGCUCCAGCAUCGGGUCCAACCUCUAAACAAGGUACAGAGCUUUUAUCUAAAGCCCCGGCCUCAAGCCUCAGUACCUCCCCUAAACCUGCACAUGCAAAGUCUCCUCAAUCCUCCAAAAAUGGUUCUACGACCUCUACGCCAUCAUCCAAGAGUUUCCAAGGAUCUGCCAAACUUCCUUCGUCCUCCUCAACUGAACAAGUAAAACCCACGCGGCCGCUCUCGUCUGGUCCUCCACCUGUAGUCAGGAAGUCCUCUGGUGGUAAAUCCUCAAACACUUUCCCCAGAUCAACACCAAAGCCGCCUUCUUUCCCCAGAGCCAAUUCCACGUUAGCGUCAUCGGUGUCAAAGCCUGCAGGUCAGAGCUCUGGGACGUCUUCUAAUGGUGGAACAGGAGGAGCGUUUUCUCAGCACAAUGGACAUCUUGGAUCACAUUCCAAGGUGAAAGUAAAAAGCCAUUCACUGGAGUCCUUACAGCGAAGGAUGGAUCCUGUCUGCUGCUCCACCUCCACCACCACGACUACCACCACAUGCACCUCUUCAGAGUCCGGGGCCUCCUCCUCUUACAGUUGGGAUGGUGCACGAGAUCACUGGGCGAAAUUCUCCAGCCCCCGCGCACGCACAAUGGCGACCUUCAACUCCCUGAUGGGUCGCAGCCUCAGCCUUGGUGACCUGAGCCACUCUCCUCAGACAACACAGAAGGUGGAGCGCAUAGUGAAGGAGGUGAAGCGUCGAGGCCUGAAGGCCGUGUCGGAGCGCGACCGCAAAAUCGCCGCUUUGAUGCUCGCUAGAUAUCAGGAGGAAGACAUCAUGAGUCAGACCCGCUACGUGGCUCAUCUCCAGUGGGACAGCGAGCGCAGGAUGGAGGAGCUUCGGCGAGAGCAGGAGGACAGAGAGAAGCAGCGUGCAGUGCUUCAGUGCCAGCGAGUGUGGCAGACCCAGGUGACCAUACGCCAGCGAAGACUGAGCCAACAGGAACGACAGUCAGCAGCCGCCAAGAUGCGUCAGGCCGAGGAGAGCGAGGAGCGAUGGAGGGAGCUUGCAGAGCAGCAGGAGCGCAGCCGUCUGCUGAGGUUACAGCAGGCGGCACGAGAGGGGAAGCAUAAGAAAGUUCUCCAAGAACAGAACCUGAAGGCUCUGGAGGAGGAGAGGGCGGCCAUGCUGGAGCAGGAGAGGCUGCUGCUGAAAGAGAAGCUCACCAUGGCUGAGCUGAAGAGGCAAGAGAAGGAGCACCAGGGCCAGGAGGAGAGACGGGGUCUGAACAAGGCAGAGAAGAGACGUCACGCUGCCCUGAUACAGGAAAUCGCUCGCAGAGAACAGGAGGAGAGGGAGGAGGCGAGGAGGGCAGCGGACGAGAAGCUCAGUCGCUCCCUGGAGAACUAUGAACAGAUAGUGGAGCGUCGAGGGCAAGAGCUGAAGGAAAAGGCCAAGCGUGAGGAGAAGCAGAUCCAGAAAGCACGCAAGGCCGCGGAGAAGCGUGAGAUGCAGCAGCAGCAGCAGCUGGAGGCUCGUGUGAAGGAGGCGGAGAAACGAGCCCAACAGGCGGCUUUAGUGGCAGAGGAGAGGGCCAAGGAGAAGGCUCAGCGGGCCGCUCAGGGCCGCCAGGAGAAGGAGAGACUCCAGAAGCUCAACAGGCAGCGCGUGGAGGAGGAGGAGAAGCAGAGGCGCCUGGAGCUGCUGCAGUCCAUCGAGAGAAAGCUGGAGAAGAGCGAGCAGAUCUUCAGAGAGAAGAGGGCGGUGCUGGAGAGCGCUCGCUCUGUGGCUCGAGCCUCGUUUCAUGUGCGAGACAAAGUGCGGGAGGAGACCAACAUGCGUACGUUCGAUAAAAUGGCCCUGGAAGCGCAGCUGAAAGCCAGCAUGGACGAGAAGUAAACCCACAGCUUGAUGUGAACUCUGGUCCUGUGCUUGGCUCUUGCCUUCGUUAUGACCCUCAUCACUUAACGGCUUUAUCCUCCUCCUCCUCUUCCUCCUCCUCCUCCUCCUCCUCCUCUUCCUCUGACCCACAGUGUUAUUUUGUACGUACAUAUCUUUACCCAUCAGCCGCUUUGAUUACAUUUUGAUCAUUUUUCUUCUAUCAAAGCAAACCAAAUCAUUUUGUAUCGUGGAUGAAAUGAGACUUACCACCUAUAUCUUUAGCUGUUAUACAGUAAUCGACUCUAGAGCCUGUGUGGGAACCCAGUAGACUUUAUAUUAGAUGAGAGCGCAGAGACUCUCUUCCUCUUUGCUCCCUUCUUCGUCUCUCAGCCACUGAAUGAAAAGAAUCAUUGUUUACCAGGAAGCACAAGUCCAUGACAACUGCAGGGGCUUUUAAAGAAGCACUCCUGUGAGAGAAACACUGAGCAGGAGAAGAAAUCAAAAGCAGAGAAAGAAAAAUGGUUCUAGAGCCCUGAAGCAAACGAGGGAUACGUUUUUAUACAUAAGAAAUAAAACCCUGGUCCGACAAUCCAGCACAGGAAGUCAGUGAGCACUUUCUCUGUGCCGAUGAAGCAUCAGAGGACAGAGACGAGCUCUGAGAGACGACCACCUCUGCUCCAGUGGAUCAGCUACCAGCAGCUGCCUGGUGUCUGUACCAAGGUCAACAGGUCCUGAUCAUGUGACCUUGGAUCCGCCCACACUGAGCUUCGUGAGUGUGAAAACAAACCAGUCUCUCCUCCGAUGGAUCCACACCAACGUUUUUCUACUCAACCAGUAACAGUGCCAUUUAUUGUGCUGCUAAUGAUGGGACGUGAAGGAGCCGACAGCCUUUGACCCGCAGAAAUGAAGAGACUUUCACAAGGUUCAAACACAGCUUUAUUAGCAUCAAGGCAUGUUGCUCAGUCCUUUCAUCGACCCGUCUUCUUCUCUCUCAUUCUGCCAUCGGGUCACUUGACAUUUGUACAUUAUCAUCAUUUGCCUGCUUCUGUUAAUUACACUGAGUUGCUUCAGUAACAGUUUUUCAUAUGUAGCAAUAAUGAAACGGUCAAAGUCAAACACAUCUGAGAUCAUUGUUGUCAUGAACGCUCUGUUAACACAAUCUGGACAAACGAGUAAAAUAAAAACAAACAUUUUUUAAAGAUGGACGUGCAUCAUCUUUUCUAUCUGCUAACGACCUGUAAAUAUUUCAUUCUGAUUUAUAUUCGCCUGAAAACUCAUUUUAGAAAGUGAUGAAAACACUGGAAACUGAAGGUACAAGGCUACAGUCACACGGACGACUGUUGUUUAAACACCAGUGAGGUCUCUACUCUAUCAUUCAUGUGCUACAGAGUUUGUAACAUCAGCUAAAGCUCAGUUUUUAUUCAGCGGCUCAAAUUUGAUUUCAGGUUUUCUCUCGUCUUCGUGAAAUAUUGAAUCACGUUCAACCAUCGGAGAAGUUCAGAGGGAAAGUCUCUUUACAUGUUCUUGAAAUAAGUCGUAGCUUCAGAUUUAAGAACCUCAAAAUACAUACUUGAGUAAAUAUACUUAGUUAAGUGUAAUUCACUUGUUUGACGAGGACACUCCUGUUGUAAAAUCAAAUCUGAAUCAGUUUCAUGGACGACAGAAUAACAGGAACUAAAAAGCAGCGAGACAGAUAUCGUUGUAGCUGCGUUUCACUGCUAUAAAAUAAUUCACAUAUUCUAGUUGUGGUAAUAAGAUGAUGAGUAGAGUUUAUUUGCUGUUAUUUAUGUGACGGAUCAGAAUUUGUCGUCAGACUCCUGCCGACGUAAAAUAAAUAAUAAAACUAAUGGAAACAAGACGACUUUUAGUUCCUGUGGUUCUGUCCACGUCCGUGAAGUAUUUUUACAAACUGAAUAUUCAGUCUGUUAAACGUUAUCUUGAUGCACUCAGUUGAACUUGUUAUAAUUUAAACGUGCAGCCAGAGAUGGGAUCAAACUGAUUUGAGUGUGUUCCUCUACAAUACUGUGAUGAGGGGUUUGGGAUGAGGAUCUACUUCACUGACUGUGUGGAGGUAAAGCUCAGGACCUCCUCUCCUCUCCACCUCGCUCUCGCUCCUCUCAGGUGUUUGAGGCGUCCUUGCGAGCGAUGAUCUUGUACACGCUCUGUCUGAAGCUGCUGUCGGAGGUCAGGCGUCGGGCCGUCUCCCUCAGAUCCUCCAUGCUGCCGCCCUCAGAGGCCACAGCGAACGACUUCGAGU
Messenger RNA from Paralichthys olivaceus (Japanese flounder), 4804 nucleotides. Lineage: Eukaryota; Metazoa; Chordata; Actinopteri; Pleuronectiformes; Paralichthyidae. The record is from RefSeq and is a predicted model, not a curated record.